GGCAAGCCCAAGGGAGAAGUGAAAACCCCACCCCACCAUAUCUCUCUCCCGGCCCCCUCCUCCCUUCUCUCGAUUUUUCCUCUUCUUUUCUACGCUCUUUCCUUCCGCGAUCUCGCCCCGCCUCGCUCUUGGUAUCUUUCCAUCCAGGAAGAAGAUUUCAUUCCUCGUGCUAUUAUUGUUGGUUGCUUCCUCUCUGGACGAUUGGAUUUUGUCCCCUGGAUUUCGCCCUUGAAGUCUCGUAGCGAUUUCGACAGGAGAGCUGGGUAUCUAUCUGGAUUUUUGUGGGAAAGAAUCUUGGAGUUCCUGGUAGCAAGUGUUCUCGUGUCUCUUCGAAGGUUCUUGCCUCAACGUUUGGGACUUUUGCUCUUGGUUGGAAAAAAAGACUUCUUUUUCUGGGUUCUUGGAGCGAUUUCGCUCUCAUGCCGUCGUGAAACCAUCUUUCCUCUCGGGUUUCGAUGCUAAUGUUGUUCUCUGGCUGAAAGAUCGGAAUUUUCGCGAGAUUUCGCUGCGGGAGGUUCAGUCCUUGAGGUCUCGCAUAAGAGGAUUCUUGCCCCAAGGGUUUGGGAUUUCUGCUCUCGGUUGGGAAGAAGAGUUCUUGUUCUGGGUUCUUGGAGCGAUUUGGAUCUUCUCCCUUCGUCAAACCAUCUAUCAUCAUGGGUUUCGAUGCUACUAUUUUUUCCUGGCCGAAAUAUUGGAUUUUCCACAGAAUUUCGUCGCGGGAGUUUAGGUCCUUGAGGUCUCGCUGUGAUUUCAAAGGAAAGGAUCAUAGAUUGAUCUCGGUUUUGUCGCAAGUAUUUGUAGUUCAGCAUUAGCUGCAAUUCCGGCUGGGAUUUGUGUUGAGCAUGCCAGACUGGGAGAUGGUGAAAGGAGGAAAGGAAGAUGAAAAGAUCAUGAGACCCAUGUUUCCAAGGCUUCAUGUGAAUGAUACAGAUAAAGGGGGUCCAAGAGCACCGCCUAGGAACAAGAUGGCCCUGUAUGAACAGCUCAGCAUCCCUUCACAUAGAUUCAAUUCUACAGCUGCUUCUGUAUUUCCUCUUCCACCACAUAAUGCCAGCACCCCAGUUUCCUCUGCAUCAAACCAGGGAGGUGGUCACGAGAGGAGUGUCUUAUCUCCAUAUUAUAUACCUCCUGAUGCACCUGCGCAUAAGUUUAGGAAGGUUCAUUCACACUCGUCAAAUGGAAAGAUUCCUCGUUCUACAAUCAGGAAAUUCAAAAGACCUGUGAGGCAUGGGAAUCAAAGAUCUUCACAUGCUGCAUGUUCAAUUGCUGGCUACAAUUUGCUCGAUUCUCACGACGUCUAUGAUAGGAAGAAUUCUAGCGAGGAAGACGAUGAUUUCAGGGUUCCUACAUUCGUUCACUCUGAGUCUGCUAAAUGCUCAAGUAAGAAUAUGCCUGUGAAGGAGACACAAAAAUCAUCUGCCUCUGGUGUAAAUGAGUUAGCAGAAAGUUACUCUUGUACCAUGAAUUCAUCUGCCCUGCUGUCAAAUUCUUACGACAAGCCCUUGGAGCAAAAAAGUGCUUGUGCUGUAAAUUCAAGAAAACAUGAAAGUAACCAUAGUGAGAAAAUGCAUGAAGAAACUAGAGGAAUUAAAGAACAGACAGAAGAAUUUGCCUUCCACACAGAAAAUAGAGAGAAGCUUUCAGAACUUUUAACUUUUUCCAAGGCAUCUUUAGAUCAUGAAUGCAUAAGAAUCAGAAAUGCUAUUGAGAAAACAUGCUAUGGAGAUAUUGGAAGAAGUCAAGAAUCUUAUGAUAAUGGUUGUCUGGGUGAACUUGGAUGCUUGGAUAGCAGAUAUGCUAUAGAAAAUGGGGAUGCUAGGCUGACAAGUGGAUGCUUUUCUAAGUCAUCACUUAGAAAUAGUCACAAGGAUCAAAAUAUGGCGGAUAACUGCUACCGAAAACUGGGUGACAAGGCAAGUGUAUCACUGGAAUUGAGAGAUGGAGACAGAAAUGGUGAAAUGUCCGAUACGUCGAUGGACUCCAUAGCAGGCUUGAAUAUUUCUCCUGAUGAUGUUGUUGGUGUAAUUGGUCCAAAACAAUUCUGGACAGCAAGAACAGCUAUCAUCAACCAACAGAGGAUUUUUGCAUUGCAGUUGUUUGAGCUGCAUAGAUUGAUAAAGGUUCAGAAGUUGCUCGCUGCAUCACCACAUCUACUUCUUGGUGACAAUCACGGUUCGAACAGUUCUAUGUCAGAAUUGCCUACAAAGAACCUACCUGCUGAGUUCAAUGUAGAAUUGCAGCCACUGACAGAACAGAGAGAUGAUAUUCAGGAACAGAACCAGAACAUCAAGUGCCCCGCAGAGAAAAGGGGGGUUCAUACAUCCCCUUCUCCUGAUGGUGGCCUUAGCAAGAAACUUGAUCAGCUUCCAAGUUGUGAACCUUGCUCUGGAAAACCAUCAACCGUCCCUGUGGCUCCCGAUAACAGAGCAGGUCCUUUGUGUUUCCAAUCACCCACAAAUCAGUGGUUGGUUCCUGUGAUGUCGCCUACAGAAGGGCUUAUCUACAAACCAUACACAGGGUUUUGUCCUCCAACUGCUGGUUUCAUGGCCCCUAUUUAUGGAAGUUGUGGCCCUCUGCCGCUUCAAGUUGUUGGAGAUUUCAUGAACCAAGGUUAUGGUGUCCCAGCAUCUCAUCAGCAACUAGACAUGGGGGGGACUCCUUUUAGGUCGCAUGGAGUUCCUCUGAACUACUUCCCGGCACCUUAUGGGCUUCCGGUUGUUAACCCAUUGAUCCCUACUUCAGUUGUUGAGCAUGUGAGGUCUAUGACCAGGCCUAUGGAGCAGACAGAACAGUACUCACAGGGUUCAUGUAACAUGUUGAAUCUAGAGAAUGAAGCUUUUGGAGGCUGUUCUUGGAAGUUGAAUGUAUCUAAAGGUUGCGAGUUGCAGGGAAGCACGGCAAGCAGUCCUUGUGAGAGGGUUCAAGGGAAGGGGAGGGAUGCACUAGACCAUCCUGUAACCCCACCUACAGAGGAUUCAAGACAACUGUCGCAAUCUAAUGUGAUUAAGGUUGUACCCCACAAUGCAAGCUCUGCCACAGAGUGUGCAGCACGAAUUUUCCGGUCAAUUCAGGAAGAGAGGCAACGGCUUGACUCGUAAUACAUAUGUGCUUCUCCAGGGUACACCUAAUGGGUUUUACAAGCCAAUAUGGUCAUGGGCAUAGAUGUAGUUAAUUUGGUGUCUCGUAAUAUUCAUAUUGGAUGUUUUGUUUAUAGGAGCCAAAAUUUUGGUUGUGGUUGUGGAUCUUCUUUUAUGUUGUCUAUAUGUAAAUAAAAUAUCUGAAGCAUAUGAACUGUUGUUUUGCAGCUUUCUCUCUUCGGGAUGAUAUGCGGUGUAUGUAAAAAAUCCUCUGCAUUAAUUUUUAAACUCCAAUAUGAGCUAUUACAGAUACAAGUGAAAUUAAUUGCAAAUAUAUA
Messenger RNA from Phoenix dactylifera (date palm), 3415 nucleotides. Its product is annotated as ELF3-like protein 2. The record is from RefSeq and is a predicted model, not a curated record. Gene Ontology annotation, biological process: regulation of photoperiodism, flowering. NCBI's taxonomy places the organism in Eukaryota, Viridiplantae, Streptophyta, Magnoliopsida, Arecales, Arecaceae.